Molecule: messenger RNA, 969 nt
Organism: Penaeus monodon (black tiger shrimp)
Lineage: Eukaryota; Metazoa; Arthropoda; Malacostraca; Decapoda; Penaeidae
Product: synaptogenesis protein syg-2-like
Exons: 6
Coding region: 1-969 (322 amino acids)
Source: RefSeq, a predicted model, not a curated record
AUGGAGAGAGUGUGCGAAUGGAUACCGGACCCUAAGCUAACAUAUUCUUUUCCUCAAAUUGCAGGUCCUUUGACGGAGGUGUGGGGCGUUGUGGGGGGGAAGGUGCUCCUGCCGUGUGACAUGAACCCUCCCCUGCAGAACGACUCCACCCACCUCGUCCUCUUUUACCACGGAGCCCUUGGGACGCCAAUCUACAGCCUCGACUCCCGCGGCAAGAGCCUGGAGCACGCGAGCCACUGGGCGGAGCAGGACCUGGGCCACCGGGCGGUCAUGAGGGUGAACCGCAAGCAGCACGGGCUCCUCCUCGAGGACAUCCAGCUCAAGGACCAGGGCAUGUACCGGUGCCGCGUGGACUUCGUCGAAAGCCCCACCAGGAACGUGCGGGUACGCCUCAGGGUCGUCGUCCGUCCGCGCAGCAUGACCAUCACCAACGACCUUGACCCCAGCCACAAGGUCGGCUCCGUCGUGGGGCCUUUCGCCGUGGGCGCCGUCGUCAACAUCUCCUGCCAGGUGCUGGGAGGUCACCCAAGGCCGAAGGUCACGUGGUGGGAAGGCGGGUCACUCUUGGAUGAUGUGAACGAGCUCAACGCAAGUCACGUGAUCAGGAACACGUUGUCGCUCCCCCCUCUGACCCGACGGGACUUGCACAGGAACAUCACGUGUCAGGCUCGGAAUUCCAACUUGGUUUCGCCCAUGACGAGCACGAUUACGCUGGACAUGCACUUUCCCCCGACCUCCGUCCGCACGGGUGGGGAGGUUCAGACGGGGUUUCAGGACGAAGGGGGGGCGUGCGUACCAGCUGGGGGUUCGGGGUUUCAUUGGGGCCGGCGACCGGGUGCCUUACACAGUAAUCCUGAGCGUAAGCAGUGCUCGCCUGGUCUCAUCCUCUUAAUGACGACUUCUGAAGGCGUGGCGGCCGGAGUACGAGAGAUCUUGGCCGCUUUGCUCAGGCGAAGGGGCGAGUCAUAA